Molecule: messenger RNA, 713 nt
Organism: Solanum lycopersicum (tomato)
Lineage: Eukaryota; Viridiplantae; Streptophyta; Magnoliopsida; Solanales; Solanaceae
Product: small ribosomal subunit protein uS9
Biological process (GO): translation; maturation of SSU-rRNA from tricistronic rRNA transcript (SSU-rRNA, 5.8S rRNA, LSU-rRNA)
Cellular component (GO): cytosolic small ribosomal subunit; ribosome
Molecular function (GO): RNA binding; structural constituent of ribosome
Source: RefSeq, a predicted model, not a curated record
CGCACUCUUCAGCCUCUCACUCUCCCGUUUUCGCUCUGAGAAUCAGCAAAAAUGCAGAAGCAAGAAGCAGCCGCAGCUACGGUGGAAUCCGUCCAAUGCUUCGGGAGGAAGAAGACGGCAGUGGCGGUGACUCACUGCAAGCGUGGGCGUGGUUUGAUCAAGAUUAACGGUGUCCCAAUCGAGCUUGUUCAGCCGGAGAUCCUCCGGUACAAGGCCUUUGAACCAAUCCUUCUCUUAGGACGUCAUCGUUUCGCCGGAGUUGACAUGCGUAUCCGUGUGAAGGGAGGUGGUCACACUUCUCAGAUCUACGCUAUCCGUCAGUCAAUUGCAAAGGCACUUGUUGCGUUUUACCAGAAGUUUGUGGAUGAGCAGCAGAAGAAGGAGAUUAAGGAUAUUCUCAUUCGCUAUGAUAGGACUCUCCUUGUUGCUGAUCCUAGGCGUUGUGAGCCUAAGAAGUUUGGUGGUCGUGGUGCUCGUUCUAGGUUCCAGAAAUCUUACCGUUGAUUUCAAUCUUCAAUACUAUGGAUUACCAUUUACGGUAAUUGAAUUAAUGUUUUUGUUAGUGUCCUUUCGGUGUUUUGCUUAAAGACCAUAUUUGGUUUUGGGAGGUUUCUAGUUAAUUUUUGCCAUCUCUGUUUUUAUUUUGCUAAAACUUUUACAGUGUUAUGAUAUUGUUAGUUUCAAAUUCCCAAUUUGCUUUCUUGUUUGCAAGA